UGCUGACAUGAUCGGCUAUCGAAGUUAUUUUUAGAGAAAGCAAAAUGGCGAAUCAAGGGACAGUUUCUCGUAGUAGAAGACACAAAUGGUCCAUAGAUUUUACUUCACGAAUCAAAAUGGACAGGCAAUGCCAGCCUAUUCCAGAUUUACCCGCUCCUGUUGGUUACUCUGAGAGGGCUCUGGCCGACGUGACUGUGCAUGACACAGAAUCCAGUUUGGCUGUCAAGAAAUAUUGGGAUGUAGCUCUUGGACCCCUGAAGCAGUUACCCAUGAACUUGUUCAUCAUGUACAUGUCUGGUAACUCCAUCUCCAUAUUCCCGAUCAUGAUGGUAGGAAUGAUGGUCUGGCGCCCCAUACAAGCCCUCCUUGCAGUCAAAACCACCUUUAAGAUGUUAGAUCCCAGCCCCCAGUCACUAAUCCAGAAGAUAGUCUACUUCAUGUCUAACCUAUUGGGCAUCGCAUUAGCACUGUACAAGUGUUCUUCCAUGGGUUUACUACCGACGCAUUCAUCAGAUUGGCUGUCAUUUCUGGAACCACAAGAGAGAAUGGAAUACUCUGGAGGUGGCAUCAUUCUCUGAUUAAUGCAGGCAUCCCGAUGUCCAAAAGUGUAUGAAUGUAUUUAAUGAACAUGAUUUGUGUCAUUCAGUAAGAAUAUAAAAUUACUACCUGGAAAUUCAUAUUUUAUUCUGUUUUAUUUUAAGUACAGUCGACUCUCGUUGAUACAAACUGGGCCAGUUUGUUAUAUAAGAAUUUUGUAUAAAGUGGAAUGCCGAUACCAUUUAGUGUGCACAUUAAUGCACGGUCGGGACCGAGGCUUUAUGUUUGCCAUAAACAGAAUUUGUAUAAACAGAUUUUUUAACAAGAGUCGACUGUUUGUCAAUAUUUGUCAACUACAAACUGAUCUGUUGUACAUCGGCUGGUCAUAAUUUGGUGUUUGAAAACUUAUGAUACUAUGAUUAAGUACUUUUAGCUUGAGUUUUUAAUGAGACAAAAUGGCUCAAAAGAUGUGAUGGUCUGCAUCAGUCAUGUGAAUUUGCCAGUUAAUAACUGCUGUGUGAAAUCACUACUUGCCGUUCCCUCUUAUUUGAUUGCAUAGUCACAUAGUGUGAAUGUUCACCAUAUUGUACAUGAGCUAGUUAAGGUUUGCGGUAACACCAUGUAGAAAUCUCUUUUGGGAAGAUGUGUGGUUCCGAAAACAAUCGGUGGCUUGUCUUUCCAGAACCACAUCUUCUCAAAAGAGAUUUCUACAUGGUGUUACUGCAAACCUUCACUACAUGUAGCUCAUACCACCACCAUGCAAAGUUUCAAAUCUUACAUAUUGUACAUACAAUUUUGCUGUGUUUAUACAUGUAGUAAUCCGCAUUCUUGUAUUUAUCAGUCCCUGUUCAUUCUGCAUGAACAUACCCAAAUUAAUUUUCAAAUUAAAAACCUGUUGCUCUGGUUGAGGACGGCCAGUCUAAUAAACCACAUGUAUCAAUCA
This is a messenger RNA of Patiria miniata (bat star), 1480 nucleotides long. It is a transcript of the gene emc4, whose product is annotated as ER membrane protein complex subunit 4-like. The record is from RefSeq and is a predicted model, not a curated record. Gene Ontology annotation, biological process: protein folding in endoplasmic reticulum. Lineage: Eukaryota; Metazoa; Echinodermata; Asteroidea; Valvatida; Asterinidae. Gene Ontology annotation, cellular component: EMC complex. The coding region runs from base 45 to 578 and encodes 177 amino acids. The transcript has 5 exons.